Lineus longissimus is the source of this 1604-nucleotide messenger RNA. RefSeq names its product 26S proteasome regulatory subunit 10B. The record is from RefSeq and is a predicted model, not a curated record. The coding region runs from base 1 to 1176 and encodes 391 amino acids. The transcript is spliced from 9 exons. Gene Ontology annotation, cellular component: cytosolic proteasome complex; proteasome regulatory particle, base subcomplex. NCBI's taxonomy places the organism in Eukaryota, Metazoa, Nemertea, Pilidiophora, Heteronemertea, Lineidae. Gene Ontology annotation, molecular function: ATP hydrolysis activity; proteasome-activating activity; ATP binding. Gene Ontology annotation, biological process: positive regulation of RNA polymerase II transcription preinitiation complex assembly.
AUGGCGACCGACACAACUCGCGAAAAAGCCCUCACAGAUUACAGAAAAAAGCUCCUGGAACACAAGGAGCUUGAAGCGAGGCUAAAAGAAAUGAGAGAGCAGCUGAAGGAGUUCACCAAGCAGUAUGACAAGUCUGAGAAUGAUCUAAAAGCUCUUCAGAGUGUUGGCCAGAUCGUCGGUGAGGUCCUCAAACAACUUACUGAAGAUAAAUUCAUUGUGAAGGCCACAAAUGGACCAAGAUAUGUCGUUGGUUGUAGGAGACAAAUUGACAAAUCCAAGCUGCGUGCUGGGACAAGGGUAGCCUUAGAUAUGACCACCUUGACAAUCAUGAGGUACCUGCCUCGCGAGGUUGAUCCAUUAGUGUACAACAUGUCAACUGAAGACCCUGGUGAUAUUACAUACUCACAGAUUGGAGGUCUUGGCGAGCAGAUCAGGGAGCUCAGAGAGGUUAUUGAGCUGCCACUGAUGAACCCAGAGUUGUUCCAGCGAGUUGGUAUCACUCCUCCCAAAGGCUGUCUUCUUUUUGGUCCCCCUGGUACUGGCAAGACAUUAUUAGCUAGGGCUGUAGCUUCACAACUGGAAGCUAAUUUCUUAAAGGUUGUUUCCAGUGCUAUCGUUGAUAAAUAUAUUGGUGAGAGUGCCCGUCUGAUCAGAGAAAUGUUUGGUUAUGCCAGGGACCACCAGCCCUGCAUCAUAUUCAUGGAUGAGAUUGAUGCCAUUGGUGGCAGACGAUUCUCCGAGGGUACAUCAGCGGACAGAGAGAUCCAGAGGACACUCAUGGAAUUAUUGAAUCAGAUGGAUGGGUUUGAUGCUCUGGGACAAGUCAAGAUCAUCAUGGCAACCAACAGACCAGAUACACUUGAUCCCGCCUUGCUACGACCAGGCAGGUUGGAUAGAAAAAUAGAAAUUCCACUACCCAAUGAACAAGCUAGAAUGGACAUUCUGAAAAUCCAUGCACAACCAAUUGCUAAACAUGGCGAAAUAGACUGGGAAGCUGUGGUGAAGCUAUCCGAUGAUUUCAAUGGAGCCGAUCUGAGAAAUGUGUGCACUGAAGCAGGCAUGUUUGCCAUCAGGGCAGAGAGGGACUACGUCAUCGAAGAGGAUUUCAUGAAAGCUGUCAGGAAAGUAUCCGAUAACAAGAAGUUGGAAUCAAAAUUGGACUAUAAACCAAUCUAAUUGGUGAUAUUGAUCAUUAGGCCAAUUGGAUAAUGGCUGAAUUCUUGUCUGCAACAAAACUCCUUGGUAAAGCAUAAUGCUGUUUUAAAAUCUUUGCUGUUGAACUGUUAUGUAUAGAACUAUGGCCCGCUGUAUGUGUAAGAAAGGCCAGUCGGUCCUACUCUGUUUACAGCUUGAAAGAUGAAGCUGGCUCCUGCCAGAGAACGUAUUGUGGAGCUAUUAUGCCAGAAACAUCUGUUCACUGAAGUGGUGUAUUUUAAAAUGGAGAUGCAAGUUUUUUUGAUGAAAAAGGUCCUCUGAUGUUAUCACUUGAUCAGAGGUCGUUCAUACACAGAAAUAGAAGUUAUGUCAUGCCACUGUUGUGAACAUUAAUACUAAGAAUCACAAGUUCUGAGUAUUAAUGUUUACUCUGGAAAAUAAAACUUGAU